Durio zibethinus is the source of this 3281-nucleotide messenger RNA. RefSeq lists its product as uncharacterized. NCBI's taxonomy places the organism in Eukaryota, Viridiplantae, Streptophyta, Magnoliopsida, Malvales, Malvaceae. Gene Ontology annotation, molecular function: RNA binding; protein binding. Gene Ontology annotation, cellular component: catalytic step 2 spliceosome. Gene Ontology annotation, biological process: mRNA splicing, via spliceosome. The record is from RefSeq and is a predicted model, not a curated record.
UUAUUUUUAUGUUGUAGUAAAUAAAGCCAAAUCAGCCGCGUGGAUUAUGGAUAAAGUUCUGAAGCGGUAGUUUUGGCAACCUCAAGCUUAUAAAAAAAAUGGCCAAACUGUCAUCAAAAUUAGGGUUUAAAGGUAUCAAUUGGGCGUGUAUUUAGAAAUAUAGAAUCUCUUCGCUGCUGCUCUGAUUUGAGUUUGAGCCCUUGCGAGUUGCGACACUCACUCAGGUCUGCCUUUCCUCGCUCUUACUUUUCUUCUUUCCCUCUUUGUUCAUAUUUACCUGGUCAAAGUGUUUCGAAUUUCUGUUAUCCAAUUUUUUUCGGUAUUCAAGACCGGUUCGCUGGGUGAGGGAGGGUUGAAGGUGGGGGUUGUACAUAAUUGGUUUUAACUUUUUAAAGAAUGGCUAGAAAUGACAGUGAAUCGGGUGACGAUAUUUCGAGAGAUGAGAGUGAUCGUCACAAAAGGCAUUCUAGGUCAGAUAGAGAUAGGGGAAGACGUGAACGAGAAAGAGAAAUAAAUCAUGAUGAUAAUGAUGAGGAGAAUCGGCAGAGAGAGUAUGCUGGAUCUUCUGACGAAGAAGAAAACAAGCGUGCCAAUAUAGAUAGGAGGCGAGAAAGAGAUAGAAUUCAUGAUGAUGAUGAUGCUGGCAAGGAUAGGCGGAGAGAACAUUCUAGGGAUAGAAGGCGUGAAAGAGAAAGGAUUCGUGAUGCUGAUGAUUCUAAGAAAAGGCGGAGAGAUACAGUGGAGGAAAAUUCUGAGUCGUCUGAUGAAUCAGAUGAAGAGAAGCGAGCCAAGAUGGAUAGGAGGGGAGAAAGGGAUAUGCGGAAUAGGCAUGACAUUGGACAUAGGGAUAGGCGUAACCAUUCACGGCGGGGGUCUGAUGAAGAUAAGUAUAGAAAUAGGGACCGAAGCCGUCAUUCACGUCAUGAUUCGGAUGAUGAUGAGGAUCGUAGAAGAAGGUCCCAUAGAAGUACAGAACAUGAGAAUAGAAGUGAUAGGACAGACAAUGAUAAUCAGCCAAGCCGUAGAAACAGAGAUGAUAAUAGUUUUAAGGAGAAAGAGGAAGGAAAACCCAAGCCAAAACAAUCAGCUUUGCACCAAACCAACUUGAAUGGUGAUACGGCAAAUUUAGGUAGGAGUGGAGGGGUUUAUAUUCCUCCAUUUAAAUUAGCAAGAAUGAUGAAAGAGACACAGGAUAAGAGCAGUGUUGAGUAUCAGCGAUUAACAUGGGAUGCCCUUAGAAAAAGUAUCAAUGGGCUUGUUAACAAAGUCAAUGCUACUAAUAUAAAGAAUAUUAUUCCGGAACUCUUUGCUGAGAAUCUUAUUCGAGGAAGGGGUCUCUUUUGUCGUUCAUGUAUGAAAUCUCAGAUGGCAUCUCCAGGUUUCACAGAUGUUUUUGCUGCAUUGGUGGCUGUUGUAAACACCAAGUUUCCUGAGGUAGGGGAUUUACUGUUGAGAAGGAUUGUUUUGCAACUUAAGAGAGCAUAUAAGCGGAAUGACAAGCCUCAAUUAUUAGCUGCUGUUAAAUUUAUAGCACAUCUUGUGAACCAGCAAGUGGCUCAUGAGAUUAUUGCUUUGGAACUGCUCACUGUUUUGCUGGAGAACCCUACUGAUGACAGUGUUGAGGUGGCCGUUGGUUUUGUUACUGAGUGUGGUUCAUUACUUCAGGAUCUUUCACCAAAAGGCCUCCAUGGUAUUUUUGAGCGCUUUCGGGGGAUUCUUCAUGAGGGAGAGAUAGAUAAACGCGUUCAAUUUCUGAUAGAGGGCUUAUUUGCUAUAAGGAAAGCCAAGUUUCAGGGGUACCCUGCUGUUCGUCCAGAGCUAGACCUUGUUGAGCAGGAGGACCAAUUAACUCAUGAGAUAUCUCUCCAAGAUGAGAUAGAUCCAGAGAUCACCCUUGACAUUUUUAAACCAGAUCCUCAAUUCUUGGAGAAUGAAAAGCGCUAUGAAGAGUUGAAGAAAACCAUCCUUGGUGAGGAAUCCGAGGAUGAAGAGGGUUCUGAUGUGGGUUCAGGUGAUGAGGAGGAUGACGAGGAGGAUGAUGAAUCUGAUGAGGAAGAUGAGGAGCAGAUGAAAAUAAAAGAUGAGACUGAGACAAAUCUUGUAAAUCUUCGGAGGACAAUCUACCUGACAAUCAUGUCCAGCGUAGAUUUUGAGGAGGCUGGCCACAAGCUGCUGAAAAUUAAGCUUGAGCCAGGGCAAGAGAUGGAGUUAUGCGUUAUGCUCUUGGAAUGCUGCAGUCAGGAGAGGACUUACCUACGAUAUUAUGGUCUUCUGGGGCAGCGGUUUUGCAUGAUCAACAAAGUCCAUCAAGAAAAUUUUGAUAAAUGCUUUGUUCAGCAAUAUUCUAUGAUUCAUCGACUUGAAACAAACAAAUUACGUAAUGUGGCAAAGUUUUUUGCACAUUUACUUGGCACAGAUGCUCUGCCUUGGCAUGUUCUAGCCUAUAUACGCUUAACCGAGGAGGACACAACUUCUUCUUCCCGAAUAUUUAUCAAGAUUCUCUUCCAGGAAUUGUCAGAGCAUCUUGGAAUUCGCAGACUGAAUGAACGGCUCUCAGAUCCUACUAUGCUGGACUCAUUUGAAUCUAUUUUCCCGAGGGAUAAUCCAAAGAACACUCGAUUUUCCAUUAACUUUUUCACGUCCAUUGGGCUUGGCGGUAUCACUGAGAAUUUGCGUGAGUAUUUGAAGAACAUGCCACGGCUUAUCAUGCAACAACAGAAACCAGCAUCUGAGUCAGAACCAGAAUCAGAAUCUGGUGAUGAAUCUGGGAGCUCUAGUUCAUACGAUUCAAAAAGUGCUACUUCAGAGCCAGAUUCAGAUUCAGAGGAUGAAAGUGAGAGACGCAGGAAGAAAAGGAGGAGGUAGUGUCCUUUUCGCUGAGGAGUUUUAGUUUCAGGCAUAUGAAUAUCUCAAUUUCUCAUAUUUGUGGGUUGCUUGCUGUCCUACUUUUGACGUAUCUUUGUUUUACUACUUGAAUGGAGUUUUGAUUAGAUAGAAAAAUGUAACUGUAAUUUUGUAUGCUUUAGAGCCAAAUAAUUAAUGGCCACUAUUUUCCAGCUAUGUAAGUUUGCUUUCGGAUUGGGAAACAUACCCCUUGUGUUUUCUCUUUUUUUUUCUUGAAAAUGCUUUUGACCUAAAAAUUUUAUUCCAUUACCAUUUUCCCAGCUGCAGAGAAUAUUAAAAAAAAAACAAAAACCCAAAUGUUUUUCUGCACUUCUAAUAAUUGAAAGUUAUGAUUUGUUUUCUAGAUUUUUUAUACAAGGUCGCAAUACAAUCACAAA